UACAGUGGCUCAGUUGUCAUCAGUCAACAACUCAACAGUAAUCAACCUCUAGAGAUAAACUAGCGGACAAAUUAGUUUUGGAAGGUCAUCAAACAUUAACUUUUUUAUUAUUUCAAGAUAGUGAUUAUCUGUAACGUUUUUUGAAUACUCCGGUACAGGUUAUAUGUUUCUGUUCGAUUGCACCAGUUUCAGCUCAAUAAUCGCUCAAGAACACGAGAAUUUUAUUAGGAGUCUCCAAAACAUGGAAGCGCGACCAAAUCUUGUUACUGAGCCUUCAUGGCAAAAGCUUAACCAAUUUUACAAGGAAUUCGGAUCGAAAAUAAACAUUAUGGAUCUUUUUGCCCAGGACCCGAAAAGAUUUGAGAAAUUUAGCACCAUACUUGAAACUCCUCUUGAUGGCCCAAUUAUGAUAGAUUAUUCUAAAAAUCGUAUCAGUGAUGAAGUUCUUGAACUCUUAUUCCAAUUGGCUAGAGAAAGAGGCGUGGAGUCAGCUAGAGAUGCUAUGUUCACAGCAGCAAAAAUCAAUUUCACUGAAAACCGGUCUGUGCUCCACAUUGCUCUUCGUAACCGGAGUAAUAGACCGAUAGUUGUUGAUGGAAAAGAUGUUAUGCCUGAAGUAAAUGCUGUUCUGGAUCAUAUAAAAUCUUUCUGCGAUUCGGUAAUAUCAAAGAAAUGGAAAGGCUUUAGCGGAAAGCCAAUAGAAGACGUUGUUAACAUUGGAAUUGGUGGCUCAGAUUUGGGACCGUUGAUGGUUACAGAGGCGUUGAAAUCGUAUGCUAUUGGACCAAGGGUGCAUUUUGUGUCGAACAUAGAUGGAACACAUCUUGCUGAGGUCCUGAAGAAGGUCAAUCCUGAGACGACUUUGUUCAUUAUUGCCAGCAAAACUUUUACCACACAGGAAACCAUCACUAAUGCACUUUCGGCAAAAAUGUGGCUUGUUGCAGCGUCUGGUGAUGCAUCAGCCGUAGCCAAGCACUUUGUUGCCCUCUCGACGAAUGCUGACAAAGUAAGGGAGUUCGGAAUCGACACAAACAAUAUGUUUGGAUUUUGGGACUGGGUGGGAGGUCGCUAUUCGUUGUGGUCUGCUAUCGGCUUGUCAAUUGCUCUCAACAUUGGCUACGACAACUUUGUCAAACUGCUGGAAGGUGCACACUACAUUGAUGAUCAUUUUCUCAAUACACCUCUGGAGGAGAAUGUACCAGUUAUUCUGGCAGUGAUAGGAAUCUGGUACAUCAAUUUCUACAAUUCAGAGACACAUGCUCUUCUGCCUUAUGACCAGUACUUACAUAGAUUUGCCGCCUAUUUCCAGCAAGGAGACAUGGAAUCAAAUGGAAAAUAUGUAACACGAAAUGGCGAUCAAGUGUCGUAUUCAACUGGACCCAUAGUAUGGGGAGAGCCUGGUACAAACGGACAACAUGCUUUUUAUCAGCUCAUUCACCAGGGAACAAGACUGAUACCAGCAGAUUUCAUCGCUCCGGCUUGCACGCACAAUCCUAUCGCCGAUGGAAAACAUCACAAGAUUCUUCUUGCCAACUUCCUGGCUCAGACUGAGGCAUUGGCCAAAGGAAAAUCGCGGGAGGAGGCUGCAGCCGAACUGAAGGCUUCCGGAAUGUCAGCUGACCAAAUUGAAAAAAUUCUGCCACAUAAAGUUUUCCAGGGCAACAGACCUACAAACUCCAUCGUUUGCAAGAUGAUCACACCGUUCACUCUUGGCGCACUUAUCGCUAUGUAUGAGCACAAAAUCUUCGUCCAGGGCGUAAUUUGGGAUAUCAACUCAUUCGACCAAUGGGGGGUUGAACUUGGUAAGCAGUUGGCUAAGGCAAUUGAAAAGGAUUUGGAAGGAUCCAAUAAAAUCUGCAACCAUGACCAAUCAACUAAUGGGCUUGUCAACUUUAUUAAGUCAUGCUGCAUCGGAUUGGUAGAGUGCAGCACAGUGCAGGAUGUCCCCCAUCCCCAUCCCCCCCAAUCGUCGCGGACUAGGAGCAGCAAGAGGCAAAAACUCCAACACAAGUAGAUUUAACAGUUUUAGAGCAAUUCAUCUGUACAAAUCAUUGUUCAAAGAGGCAAAAACUUGAAGAGAAAUAGAUUCAACCGAUUAUAAAGCAAUUAGUCUUCUGUAUAUAUUGUUCAAUUUUUAGACUGUAAUUUUAUGUGAAAACAGUUGUUUAAUUUUAUAUGAAGAAAUUUAUAGUUUUGAUAUGUGUGAGGUGCGUCUGGAUCAAUUUGUACGGCCAUUUUGUAAACAAAUACAGAAGAGUUUAUUUUUCAGAUAGA
Nilaparvata lugens (brown planthopper) is the source of this 2274-nucleotide messenger RNA. Its product is annotated as glucose-6-phosphate isomerase. The transcript is spliced from 12 exons. The record is from RefSeq and is a predicted model, not a curated record. Gene Ontology annotation, cellular component: cytosol. Gene Ontology annotation, biological process: glucose 6-phosphate metabolic process; glycolytic process; gluconeogenesis. The coding region runs from base 164 to 2014 and encodes 616 amino acids. Lineage: Eukaryota; Metazoa; Arthropoda; Insecta; Hemiptera; Delphacidae. Gene Ontology annotation, molecular function: carbohydrate derivative binding; glucose-6-phosphate isomerase activity; monosaccharide binding.